UCGAAGUUGAUUUCUCGUUGAAAAUGAGUAAUCGAAUGGCAAUGAUGACUUCCUUCUAUUCAGUAGUUAUUAUACUAUACGGUUCAUUUUUUUAUACAAUGGCCAUUAUAUUGAUUUCCUACUUCGAAAUGCUUGGAUAGCCAUUUGGAUAGUAUGCACUCUAAUUCCAUUUUUAGAUGAAUUCUUUUCAUUAGAUAUUCGGAAUCCGAGCAAAGAAAAAUAGAAGUAAAUUUCAUAUUAGAUUAUUAUUAGUAAACUACAAUCAGAGAUGAGAUUUAUCUUUUUGUGUGGCAAUUUGGCUGCAUCCAAUAUCAACAUUGC
Molecule: messenger RNA, 321 nt
Organism: Paramecium octaurelia
Lineage: Eukaryota; Ciliophora; Oligohymenophorea; Peniculida; Parameciidae
Source: the annotation of a GenBank genome assembly